UUGUAGUAGGCUAUACACAACACAUUCAUUUCGAAAGCAAAAACUAUUGAGUAAACAUUUCCCAGUUGAAUCUACAGCAUCCAGCAUUCAGCAUUCAUCCAAGCAAAUGGAUAACAUACGUAAAAUAGCAAAUCAACUCUUCACUCCGGGAGAAAUUCGCCGCUUUCAGGCCAUGAGCGAGAAGUAUUUUAAUAUGCAAAAUCUGAAGAUGACCAUGAAAAAGAGACCCGAUUGGAGAAAAUUGUGGAACGCUCGUUACUUUUCCACAAUCAAAGAUAAAUGCUUUAAAGAUAGGGAGUCUGAGAGUAGUACUCCUCCUACUCCACCUCCGUAUGAGCCACAUGAUUCGCAUCAUUGGUAUCCAGAUCCUGAAUUCUAUAAGGAUUUUGACAAAGUGGUUAUGUUUCCCACUGGCGAUCAAUGGAAACAGCGGCCCAAUACGAAGGGCAAAAAGGCUCCGCUUGUGGACCGGACCUUCCGGAGUAAAUUUAUAAACUUUGGACCAGCCCAUCCGGCAGCUCAUGGUGUGCUGCGCAUGAUCCUAGAGCUGGACAACGAGACAAUUUUAUCGGCCGAUCCGCACAUUGGCCUACUGCAUCGUGGCACCGAGAAGUUAAUCGAACAUAAAACCUAUUUACAGGCCUUGCCCUAUUUCGAUCGCCUGGACUAUGUGUCCUGCAUGGCCAAUGAGCAGGCCUACUCGUUGGCUGUGGAGAAGCUAUUGAAUAUAGAAGUGCCGCGACGUGCCAAAUAUAUACGUACUUUAUUUGCGGAGCUAAUGCGCCUGACCAACCACACAAUGGCCGUCUCUUCGGCCAUUCUGGACUGUGGUGCCAUUACGCCACUUUUCUGGCUCUUUGAGGAACGCGAGAAGAUGUACGAGUUCUCGGAACGAGCUUCAGGAGCUCGAAUGCAUGCUUGCUAUAUACGACCGGGCGGAGUUGCCUCCGAUAUCCCAUUGGGUUUCUCUGAGGAUCUGUAUGCGUUUAUCACCCAGUUCAAGGAUCGCCUUGAUGAGGUUGAGGAUGUGAUUACGGAUAAUCGCAUUUGGCGUAUGCGAAACAUUGGCAUUGGUCAGAUAACGGCCUACGAGGCCCUCAAUUAUGGAUGCAGCGGUCCAGUACUGCGAGGUACUGGCAUUAAAUGGGAUCUGCGUAAGCAACAGCCCUACGAUGCGUAUCCGGAGUUGGAAUUCGAUGUUGCUGUGGGUCGUAAUGGCGAUUGCUAUGAUCGCUAUUUGGUUCGCAUGUAUGAGAUGCGAGAAUCGCUUCGCAUUAUCCAGCAAUGUCUUGAGAAGAUGCCUCUAGGAGAGAUCAAGGUGGAUGAUCGAAAGAUAACACCACCGCAAAGACGCAAUAUGAAAUUGGGCAUGGAGGAUCUGAUACAUCAUUUCAAGUAUUUCUCGCAGGGCUUCGCUGUGCCACCAGGACAGACAUACACAGCCGUGGAGAGUCCAAAGGGAGAAUUCGGGGUCUAUCUAGUCUCCGAUGGGACUUCUCGUCCUUAUCGCUGCAAAAUACGUCCAGCUUCUUAUGCUCAUUUGGCCAUGAUGCGUAAAAUUGCCCCCACGCACAUGCUGGCCGAUGUUUGUGCUAUUAUUGGAUCACUGGAUAUUGUAUUUGGGGAAAUCGAUCGCUAAUUACACAAAUUGAAGCAAUAAAAGAGAAAACGGGGUGGAGUGAAGUAAUCCCCCCUUUCUGUGUGUGAA
This is a messenger RNA of Drosophila willistoni, 1708 nucleotides long. RefSeq names its product NADH-quinone oxidoreductase subunit D (gene ND-49L). Gene Ontology annotation, molecular function: quinone binding; NADH dehydrogenase (ubiquinone) activity; NAD binding. The coding region runs from base 107 to 1639 and encodes 510 amino acids. The transcript has 2 exons. Gene Ontology annotation, biological process: mitochondrial electron transport, NADH to ubiquinone. NCBI's taxonomy places the organism in Eukaryota, Metazoa, Arthropoda, Insecta, Diptera, Drosophilidae. The record is from RefSeq and is a predicted model, not a curated record.